AUCGUAGACCCUACAUUAGCUGAAAUGGGAAAAAACUUGAAGGAGGCAAUGAAGAUGCUAGAGGAAGGUCAGAGGAGAACAGAAGAGGAAGAUGAGAAGAAACGUCUGUCUGGGGAUAUUCCAGGGCCCCUCCAGGGCAGUGGACAAGAUAUGGUGCGCCUCCUCCAGUUAGUUCAGAAUCUGAUGCACGGAGAUGAAGAUGAGUCGCCCCAGCGUUCCCGGAUCCAGAAUAUUGGAGAACAAGGUCACAUGGCUUUGUUGGGGCAUAGUCUGGGAGCCUAUAUUUCUACUCUGGACAAAGAGAAACUGAGAAAACUUACAACUAGGAUACUUUCGGAUACUACCUUAUGGCUAUGCAGAAUUUUCAGGUAUGAAAAUGGCUGUGCUUAUUUCCAUGAAGAAGAAAGAGAGGGACUCACAAAGAUCUGUAGGCUUGCCAUUCAUUCUCGCUAUGAAGACUUUGUAGUGGAUGGAUUCAAUGUGCUAUAUAACAAAACACCUGUUAUCUAUCUCAGUGCUGCUGCUAGACCUGGCCUGGGCCAAUACCUUUGUAAUCAGCUUGGCUUGCCCUUCCCCUGCUUGUGCCGUGUGCCCUGUAACACUAUGUUUGGAUCCCAGCAUCAGAUGGUGAGUUUGCCUUUGGACUGGACUGCAGCAGUAGGACACACAGAUAAGAUUGGGCGUUUGAAAGAACUCUGUGUGCAGCAUGACAUGUGGCUUCACGUGGAAGGUGUGAAUCUGGCAACAUUGGCUCUCGGUUAUGUCUCCUCAUCAGUGCUGGCUGCAACCAACUGUGACAGCAUGACAUUGACUCCUGGCCCAUGGCUAGGUCUGCCAGCUGUACCUGCAGUUACCCUUUACAAGCACGAUGAUCCCGCCUUGACUUUAGUUGCUGGUCUUACAUCAAACAAGCCAGCAGACAAACUCCGUGCCUUGCCACUCUGGUUGUCUUUACAAUACUUGGGUCUUGAUGGGACUGUGGAAAGAAUAAAAUCUGCCUGCCAACUGAGUCAGCGGUUUCAAGAAAGCUUGAAAAAAGUGGACCACAUCAAAAUCCUGGUGGAGGAUGAGCUCAGUUCCCCGGUAGUGGUGUUCAGAUUUUUCCAGGAAUCAUCAAGUUCAGAUCCAGGGCUUAAAGCUGAACCAGUGCCCCAUAAGACACCUUCCACAGCUGGCCAGCAGAGGAACCCUUGUGAUGCGCUGAAUCGCUGGGUAAGGAUGGCCCCUUCAGUCUUAGGAACUCAGUCUGAGGAUGUGGAUCAGCUUGUAACCUGCAUAGAAAGCAAGCUGCCAGUCCUGAUGUGCACACUGCAGCUGAGAGAAGAGUUCAGGCAGGAAGUGGAAGGAACGGCUGGCCUCUUAUACGUGGAUGACCCUAACUGGCCUGGGAUUGGGGUUGUCAGGUAUGAACAUGCUAAUGAUGAUAAAAGCAGUUUGAAGUCAGAUCCUGAAGGGGAAAAAAUCCAUGCUGGACUCCUGAAAAAGUUAAAUGAACUGGAAUCUGACCUUACGUUUAAAAUGGGCCCUGAAUAUAGAAGUAUGAAGAGCUGUAUUUACAUCGGCAUGGCAGGUGACGAUGUAGAUGUUUCUGAACUAGUGGAAACCAUUGCAGUCACAGCCCGAGAAAUUGAAGAAAACUCAAGGCUUCUGGAAAAUAUGACUGAAGUCGUUCGGAAAGGGAUUCAGGAAGCCCAGCUUCAACUGCAGAAGGCAAAUGAAGAGCGACUUUUGGAAGAGGGAGUAUUACGGCAGAUCCCUGUAGUAGGAUCUAUGCUGAAUUGGUUUUCUCCAUUACAAGCUUCACGAAAAGGAAGAACUUUUAACCUAACAGCAGGCGCUCUGGAGUCCACAGAACACACCUAUGUCUCCAAAGUACAAAGUACACGAGUGACGCCGCCUCCAACCCCCUCAGGCACCCGGAUUAAACAGAGGUUUCCAGGUCAGAAGCCUUUUAAACGGUCCCUAAGAGGCUCAGAUGAAGUAAGUGAAACAAGCUCAGUCAGUCACAUUGAAGACUUAGAAAAGAUGGAGCACCUGUCUGCUGGCCCAGAGCAAGACACCUCAGAUGCUCAGCACCCUGCACAGCACCCAAGGAUUCCAAGUCCACAGGAAGCAGACCAGACUGAGGCCCUCCAAGAGAAUGCCAAGCACCCAAGAAAUGACUUCUCCCAAGUAGAAGCAGCAGAGAACUUAAGAUAAAGUCAGUAGUGGGUUUCAAAGAGAUGAAGUCAUAUGGAAAAUGAACUGUGCCACAUCUUAA
This is a messenger RNA of Echinops telfairi (small Madagascar hedgehog), 2260 nucleotides long. It is a transcript of the gene PDXDC1, whose product is annotated as pyridoxal dependent decarboxylase domain containing 1. The transcript is spliced from 20 exons. The coding region runs from base 25 to 2199 and encodes 724 amino acids. The record is from RefSeq and is a predicted model, not a curated record. NCBI's taxonomy places the organism in Eukaryota, Metazoa, Chordata, Mammalia, Afrosoricida, Tenrecidae. Gene Ontology annotation, cellular component: intracellular membrane-bounded organelle.